Molecule: messenger RNA, 2325 nt
Organism: Triticum turgidum subsp. durum (durum wheat)
Lineage: Eukaryota; Viridiplantae; Streptophyta; Magnoliopsida; Poales; Poaceae
Source: the annotation of a GenBank genome assembly
AUGUCCCGGUUUCCCUUUAUAACAUGUCAUCACUCAAAAACUUUAGUGUUGGCAGCAAUGGCCUUGUUGGACAGUUACCAUCUUACAUUGGUCACCCCACUACCAAACCUCCAGUCCCUAAUUAUGGGAAGCAACAGGCUGGAGGGCCUGAUCCAUACUUCACUAGCCAACAUGUCAAAUCUUCAAACGCUUGAUCUUUCAAACAACUCCUUGCAUGGCUCUAUUCCAUCUCUCGGUUCUUUGGCAAACUUGCGUCGGUUAGUUUUGGGGAGUAACUUGCUAGAAGCAUACGACUGGUCAUUUCUUACAUCUCUAGCAAAUUGCUCCCAGCUGACAAAGUUGUCCUUGGAAGGGAAUGCUCUGAAUGGCAGCUUACCUGUAGCAGUUGUUAAUCUUUCCACAAUGCUACAAGAUUUGUCGCUUGGGUCAAACAAAAUUUCAGGCUCCAUACCUGUUGAAAUUAGCAAUCUUGUUAAUCUCACUUCACUUAGGAUGGAAAACAAUUUUCUUUCUGGAAGCAUACCUUCUAUCAUUGGUAAGCUGCAAAACCUAUAUAUCCUAAAUCUAUCAAAGAACAAAUUAUCAGGUCAGAUUCCUCCUUCAGUUGGUGAUAUUACUCAACUGGGCAAGCUUUAUCUUAGUGAUAACAAGUUCACUGGUAACAUACCUGGUAGUUUAGGUCAGUGCAAGGGACUUCUUGAACUAAAUUUGUCUCGAAACAACCUUGAUGGGUCAAUACCAGUCGAACUCUUUGCUAACCCUCCAUUCUCCCUCGGUCUGGACUUCUCACACAACAAUCUCAAUGGGGAACUGCCACUGGAACUUGGUACAGUUGGUGCUGGUGCUGGUCCAACAUCCCUUCACAUGGAAGGAAACAAGUUUCAUGGACAAAUUCCAGCAAGAUGGCAGUUAGUAUCAACCGUGCAGAUAAAUCUUUCUCACAAUGACUUAUCCGGUGCCGUGCCUGAAUUCUUUCAGCACCUUCAUAUGCUGGAGCAACUUGAUCUAUCUUACAACAACUUGGAAGGGGCUGUUCCUACAAGUGGGAUCUUUGAGAAUUCUACCGCAGUACUUUUGGAUGAUAACAAGGGACUCUGUUCAAAUUCCUCCAGGCUGGCAUUACCAAUUUGUCCUGGCAUCUCAGCUUCAGCAAAUAAAACAAAGCAUCAUAUGUCCUCGCUGGCAACCUUGCUGCUAAUUGUACUACCACCACUUACUAUUGCUUCCCUAGUCUUGCUAUGGUUUCUACCAACUCUUUGGAAGAGAGCGGUAUUCACAUUUUUACAAUUGGCUGUUGUGUCCAAGAAGAUGUUUCGUUUUUUUUCCCAUAAGAAGAGAAGAGAAAUGCAUACAGUUUCGUUCAACGAUGAGAAGAAGCUGAAGAGGGUGUCAUAUCAGGACAUUCUUAAAGCUACCAACUGGUUUUCUUCGCUUCAUACUAUCAGCUCAACCUGUACUGGAUCAGUUUAUUUUGGUAGGUUUAAGUCCGACAGGAGAUUGGCUGCCAUCAAAGUAUUCAACUUGAGUGAAGCUGACUUUAUUGAGUGUGAAGUGCUACGAAACACCCGCCAUAGAAAUAUAAUGUGUCCUGUGACUGUAUGCUCGACACUUGAUUCACAAAAUCAUGAGUUCAAAGCGCUGAUAUUCAAGUUCAUGGUUAAUGGCAGCCAUGACAGAUGGUUACACUCUGAGCAACACAAUGGGAUCCUAGGCAGAGUGCUAAACUUUGGCAAGAGGAUAUACAUAGCGGCAGAUGUGGCUUAUGUGCUUGAUUAUGUCCACAACCAACUAACGCCUCCUUUGAUCCAUUGUGAUUUGAAACCAGAGAACAUCCUUUUGGACGAUAACAUCACCGCGCAGCUCAGUGAUUUUGGCUCAGCAAAGUUUUUGUCGCCGGACAUGUUUAUUCCUGAAAGCCUGGAUGAUGUUGGAGGAAUAGUUGGGUACAUGGCACCCGAGUACGGGAUGGGGUACGAGAUCUCCGUAGGAGCUGAUGCAUAUAGUUUUGGAGUGCUUCUGCUGGAGUUGCUUAUGUUUGUUGGUGGACUUACCCUUCCCAUUUUUUCUGAAUCCAUGUUUCCUGAUAGAGUUGCGGAGACUCUAGAUCCUCAUAUGGCACAUGAGGAGUAUCAAGGGUCCGCAGAAGUAUGGAUGCAGAGAUAUAUUGUCCCGUUGGUUGCCCUUGGACUGUCGUGUACCGUUGAAGCUCCGAAGGACAAGCCUGGAAUGAAAGAUGUUUGUGCAAAACUUACUGCUAUCAGAGACACUUUUCUGGAAUGCCGUGAUGACAUUGACGAGUAUUUUAGCUCUGUUAGAGCAUGCUAG